UGCUUCUGUACCAGCUGGUCCCCACACCCCCACUAGCCGGGGCGAUACUGCUGGCAAAAAUGCAGAAACAUUAAACGUGUCAUGAUCGUGCACCUGUUCUCCAUUCCAGUGGACAUAAUGUGCAUGAUGUCAUCAGCGUGCGCCACUCCCUCUGAAAUGUCCUACUGUAUUACAGAAUACUAACCGCUUCAGGGAUCACCUUUUGUCUGUCAGCCAGCAGCAGUGAGGGAAGCUGUGCAUGCAGGGCAGGCAGCCUGAGAGCUGACAGGGCCUGGCAGGGUUGUGCGCUUUAGGAGCUCGAUGGCUACCUCCAGGUCAGAGUUCCGACUCAUGCAGCCCCCUCCAUCCGCUUAAUUAGAUCAGAUGCUUGUGAACACCAGCACAGUCUCAGUCGGAACACUCUGGGUCUCCCUCCGCGGCCUGUUGGGGGGGGGGGUGUUCCACGAAAGGCGUCUACCAAGUACCCCAGGUGGCCGGCGUCUACCAAGUACCCCAGGGGGCCGGCGUCUACCAAGUACCCCAGGGGGCCGGCGUCUACCAAGUACCCCAGGUGGCCGGCGUCUACCAAGGACCCCAGGUGGCCGGCGUCUACCAAGUACCCCAGGUGGCCGGCGUCUACCAAGUACCCCAGGUGGCCGGCGUCUACCAAGUACCCCAGGGGGCCGGCGUCUACCAAGUACCCCAGGGGGCCGGCGUCUACCAAGUACCCCAGGUGGCCGGCGUCUACCAAGUACCCCAGGUGGCCGGCGUCUACCAAGUACCCCAGGUGGCCGGCGUCUACCAAGUACCCCAGGUGGCCGGCGUCUACCAAGUACCCCAGGUGGCCGGCGUCUACCAAGUGCCGCCGGGGGCCAGCUUGUACCAAGUGCCGCCGGGGGCCAGCUUCCACUCUACAUGCCAGGAGGCCUGAGGGCCUUGGGAGUUAAUGCUCGCUGUAUGUGUAAAGGGCCCCAGGGGCCCAGGGGGUCAGCAUGAGCCCUAUCUGCUGGGGCCCUCAUGGUUAAUUUGCCCUGCUGGUCUGGUCCAUGACCCAGGCAAGGCUCCAGGGGGCGCUAUCUUUAGUUUUGUCUGUAUUCUAUAUAAAUAACAUCAAAUGUUAACCCUCAUAGUCAAUGUUUACUUUUAUGUUAUGGCCUGACUAUAGACCCAGAGAGACAUGCAUGCUAGUGGGCUG
This is a messenger RNA of Brienomyrus brachyistius, 1174 nucleotides long. Its product is annotated as translation initiation factor IF-2-like. Lineage: Eukaryota; Metazoa; Chordata; Actinopteri; Osteoglossiformes; Mormyridae. The record is from RefSeq and is a predicted model, not a curated record. The coding region runs from base 364 to 975 and encodes 203 amino acids. The transcript has 2 exons.